Messenger RNA from Eremothecium gossypii ATCC 10895, 1749 nucleotides. It is a transcript of the gene SAN1, whose product is annotated as ubiquitin-protein ligase SAN1. The coding region runs from base 1 to 1749 and encodes 582 amino acids. NCBI's taxonomy places the organism in Eukaryota, Fungi, Ascomycota, Saccharomycetes, Saccharomycetales, Saccharomycetaceae. The transcript has a single exon. The record is from RefSeq and is marked provisional.
AUGGUCAUUACUAACGUUUUUGGGUUUAGCAGCAGCAGGCGGAGCAACAACGAGGGGCAGGAGCACGGUGGUGGUGGACAGGGUCCAGGAGUCGAGGAUGGCGGGGAGCCACGGGCCAGGGCGAACACGCGCAAUGUGACUGUGGCAAUCCAGUACUCGUGGCUCCACGACAUGAGGAAUGUCGGGGGAGAGGGCGAGGAAGCGGGACAGGGCCCGGGGGAGAACGGAGAUACGUUCGUGAUGAGCUUCACGGACGUGCCGGACUCGACGUCGAACGAUCGGUUUCAGGAGGUGAUCGGCAUUGCGGCGCAGUUUGCAUUGAGCCGCGUGGCGCGGCGGAUCAGCCUCCUGCGGGGGCUCUCGAAGGAGUCCUUUGAAAAGCUCCCUCUCAGGAAGCUCAGCGAGCUGGACAGCGAGCUGUGCAGUAUAUGCUACGACGACUUUGAGGACGACACGUCGAUCGGGUCCAAGAGAAACCGUGAUGUAGAUAACGACGCGCUGUACCUGAAAAGACAGAGGACAGGGGGUGACUCGUCCGCGCAGAGCUCUCUGUCGCCCGGCGAGGCCGGCGCAGGUGGUGAUGCCGGCGGGCGUGAGGGCGGCCACGCCGGUGGUUGGCCGGCGGAAGAGGAGGCGGAGCAGCCGCACUACAAGCAUUCGCCCACGGAACUACCGUGCGGCCAUGUCUUUGGCAGAGAUUGUAUUUUCAGGUGGACACAGGAGCACAACAGCUGCCCGAUUUGCAGGGCGCGAAUAGUGGAAAACGAGGGGUUGAAUCAUGCAGUCCAGGAUACCCCCGUGGUCAUGGACGAAUUUGAUAGACAGUCGUUCGAGAGGAUACGCCAGCUAAUCUACGGUGACAACGCAAGCAGUGGCGACCGGCCAAACGGUGACGGUGGGAUCACCCUACAGCGGCACAACGUGAUCGUUAUUAGACCGGAUUCGGCCUCCUUUAAUGGUCAUCUUCAACGUGGCGAGGCAGGCACUGCGCCGCUUGCCGGUAGUUCCGCCGGAACGGAAUCGGAACAGGCGCCAGCAGCGCAGGCGGAGAGGGUUCCAGCGGGUAACAGCCCGACUGCUCCGCCGGCUCACGCGGCCGAGAGCAUGGAAGCCGUCGGAGUCAUCCCAUUGGCUUUGUUCAGCUUGGCCCCGCUCGGUGCCGCUCGCAACACGGACAGUCCCGCUUCCGCCCAGGGCAACGACACUACCCCGGAGCCUGCCACCACCAGCGAAGGCGGCAGCGCCGGAACAGCCUCCAUGAACAACACAGACAUCAGCAGACUUUUCGACCUCAUCGCCAAUCUAACCGGCAGAAUGCAGCCGCGCAGAAACAGCGGCAACAACACUAAUAGCAGCAACAGCACUCUCGCACCUAGUGGCUCCUCGCGCUCCGGCGCCGAACGGAGCCAAGAAAGCGCCGCCGCGCCGCCCGCCCCUAGCCGCUUUGGCCUUUUCGACUUCUUGAGCAGGGGCCGCAUGAUGGGCUCACCAUUCGGCGCCGGCGGCAGUCCCAUCCGCGACGUCCUGGGUGACGGCCGCCGCAGGCCUUCGCUUGAGGGCAGGGGCCUCUUUGGCACCGGCGUCGCCAGCUUCCGCGAGGGCACGGGCGUACGCACCGUGGACUUCUCCGGCCCCAUGCCUCACCCCCGCUCACCUCCUGCGCCUGCACAUAAUACCAGCGACGAGGCCGAUGUUAACUCCCCUCACGAUCGCACUCACCCUGAUGAUCCUACUCAAGAGACGGAAUGA